AUGCCUAUGCUGGGGGGUUACUGUUUGAGUGCCGAGAAGCCCAAGGCUGGGUUGGCUUGCCCAAUCACCUCCUUAGUCAUGCACAGUCUGGAGCCUUUUUUUCCCGCACCAGAGAGCCUCUUUGAGACACGCGCCAAGACUCUCGGGAUUGUCGAAACAUCGAAAUCACAGGCAACCAAUUCUCCAGACUCGUUCAACCCCCCCACUACCCCCACCAUGGUUCUCAAAAAUCUCGCCCAGGUCUGCUCGCACCUGCAAAACAUCUCUAAAGCGCACAUCGCCACGACAUCCAUUCCCAUGACCAAGCUCAACCUCUCAAUUGCACUUGGGCUCCAAGACCAAGGCUUCAUAUCCUCCGUGACGAGAGGCAACUACGCCGGGCCCGACACCGAGUACACACCGAUAACGCAGGAGAAUGUCGCGACCCGACGACUGUGGCUGGGGAUGAAGUACUACGACAACGAACCCGUGCUCUCGAAGAUGCGCCUGGUAUCAAAGCCGACAAAGAGGGUGUGGGUGGGUGUGAAUGGCCUCAAGAUGCUCACGAGUGGGAAGGAACAUGAGUAUGUCAAGCCGCUGCAGCCUGGCGAGUGCAUGUUCCUGUUGAGUGAUAAAGGCUUGUUGGAGGCAAGGGAGGCUAUUGAGAGGCAAAUUGGCGGGCAGCUGUUGUUGAGGGUGCGCUAG
Molecule: messenger RNA, 684 nt
Organism: Morchella importuna
Lineage: Eukaryota; Fungi; Ascomycota; Pezizomycetes; Pezizales; Morchellaceae
Exons: 4
Coding region: 1-684 (227 amino acids)
Biological process (GO): translation
Cellular component (GO): ribosome; mitochondrion
Molecular function (GO): structural constituent of ribosome
Source: RefSeq, a predicted model, not a curated record